Messenger RNA from Thelazia callipaeda (thelaziosis nematode), 585 nucleotides. The record is from the annotation of a GenBank genome assembly. Lineage: Eukaryota; Metazoa; Nematoda; Chromadorea; Rhabditida; Thelaziidae.
AUGAGUGUGGAAAAUACCGAAAUGUUGCGAAAAAUGACAUCAUUUCAAGAAUUAGCCACCGCGGAAUCAUCACUAUGUACCUCGGCAUCAUCUUCAGAUUUACCUGUAAGUUGUAUGACAUCAGUUCAAGACGAUUUUGUCGAAUGCCAAACGAAAGAUUCUACUGCCAAUCAUUCAAUUAAUUGCAUGAAUAAAUCGGAUAUUGCAAAUGGCGACAUUAUUGCUGACAAUAAUCCUUCUAUUCAACUUGAUAUUUCUACGCCAAAAAAGCAAAUCUUUCAAAUGUUUGUUGGUUUAGAAGGUAAUGUUAAUACUGAAAUGUGGCACAGUACUCCUGGCCCAGAAGGGAUUCGUGGUAGAGCAAUUAUGGCUAGAAGAUUAUCAGUGACAUCUCUAAAUUCGCUUACUUCUGUAGAUUUAGCACAAAAUCAUGAAAGUUCUACUGUAUCGUUACCAGUUGGUGACAAAACUCCUUCAUGUAAAUUAGCAGAAGAUUUAUUAAAUAUGUACCUGAAUAACAUUGAUACAGAUGUUGUGAUCAAAACUGAUAAUGGAGAACUAUUUGCACAUCGGUCUGUUAAUUGA